Messenger RNA from Sodiomyces alkalinus F11, 1062 nucleotides. RefSeq lists its product as hypothetical. The transcript has 4 exons. The coding region runs from base 1 to 1062 and encodes 353 amino acids. The record is from RefSeq and is a predicted model, not a curated record. Lineage: Eukaryota; Fungi; Ascomycota; Sordariomycetes; Glomerellales; Plectosphaerellaceae.
AUGGUGGGGGUGGGGGUCGGCAUUUUGAUACCGGUCCAGGGCCUGUGUCUCGACUGGGCUAAGAGGGAUGCUGGUACAGUACAAGCCCCUCUCCCGCUUCCCGCUUCCCGCUUCGCCCAUCCGUACUCGGCCUGGCUUCUCGAGGAGGACGAGGACGAGGACGAGGUCCCUCGCGUUCUUGGGGAAGACUCAAACCCGUCGACCAAGACCCUCUCGAAAGCUUUGGAGCGUUACUAUACCAAGAUCGUGGAGCGGUAUAUGACUUUCUGUUCCGACGCUGGACAACGCGACGAGCUCCUUCGCCGCUUCGCCGCCCUCGAACUCUCCAGCCCUUCCACCACUUGCAUCCCGUCACAGAUCCAGAGAGCGACAACAAAGACGACGGCGACGACAUCUACAUCUGCAUCUGCAUCUGCAUCUCCACCAACAUCCACCCCACCUCCUCCAUCUCCACCUCCACCCGACCCAACCGCCCAACCGCUCUCCGACAUCCUGCCCGCCCUGCGCAAGCUCCGCGAAGGCAUAGUGGCCUCCCACCGCGCCGACGACUUCGCCACCCAAGUCUACCUCUUCGCCAUCCGCCUCUCCAUCCUCGUCAAGCACCCCGAGUCCUACCACCCGGCCAUCCUGCACCUCCUGCGCGUCCUCCACCCGCGCCAGCCGCUCACCUCGGUCGAGCACGCCGAGGUGGCCGCCUACCUCGUCCUCGACGCCGCCUGCCGCCGCGCCGACCUCGCCGCCGCCUACGCCCUGCGCAGCCGCCACGGACUACGCGACGCCAAGGUCGACGCCGCCCUCGCCGCCCUCGCCCACGACAACUACGUCGCCUUCCGGAGGGUGCGCCGCGCCGUCGACGGCCACCGCGCACGGCUGAUGGAGUUUGCCGACGAGGAGAUGCGGGGCCAUGCGCUCAAGUGUCUGGGGCGGUCGUAUUUGAGUGUCGAUCGGCCGUUUCUGGAGCGGUGUGCCGGUGCCACCUGGGAGCUCUUGACGGCGAGAGACGGGGUGGGGUGGGAGCUGGAUGGCGAGAAGGUUGUCAUUCGGAGGGUCAAGGGGCGGUGA